Messenger RNA from Jaculus jaculus (lesser Egyptian jerboa), 1335 nucleotides. RefSeq names its product cyclic GMP-AMP synthase-like. The record is from RefSeq and is a predicted model, not a curated record. NCBI's taxonomy places the organism in Eukaryota, Metazoa, Chordata, Mammalia, Rodentia, Dipodidae. Bases 1 to 1335 code for a protein of 444 amino acids. Gene Ontology annotation, biological process: positive regulation of defense response to virus by host; negative regulation of double-strand break repair via homologous recombination; DNA damage response. Gene Ontology annotation, molecular function: 2',3'-cyclic GMP-AMP synthase activity; chromatin binding; double-stranded DNA binding. The transcript has a single exon. Gene Ontology annotation, cellular component: site of double-strand break; cytosol; nucleus.
AUGGACCCUGGACACAGGAAGGCGACCUGGAGAACCUCGAAGGCGGGAGCCAUCACCAGCUAUAUCUCGGAGGUGGCCUCGAGGAGCUCCCGACCCGAGCCCAACAGGAGUCGAGCUCCUUUGCGGGGACGUUCGAGCCGAGGCGGGCCGGCCAGGACGCCUGACCAGGGAACAGCGCCAAGGAACCCCAGGUUCAGAAGCCGCAGGGCGGUGCGCGCCCCGGGAAGCCGUGCAUAUGCAGGAAUGACGCGCGGCUCCCCACGCCCCCAGGGAUGCGCACGGCCCGGGGUCGGGAGUCUCCGGCGCUCCGAGGUGGUGAACCGGGUCGUGGACCGCCUGUUGCGGAGAAUGCAGAGCUGCGAGUCGGAGUUCAAGGGCAUCGCGCUGCUCAACACCGGCAGCUACUACGAGCACGUGAAGAUUUCUGCACCUAAUCAAUUUGAUGUCAUGUUUAAACUGGAAGUCCCCAGAAUACAGGUUGAAGAAUACUGCGAUACAGGUGCUUAUUAUUUUGUGAAGUUCAAAAGAAAUCCCAAAGCAAACCCUCUGAUCCGGUUUGUAGAAGAGGAAAUAUCAGCUUCUAAGAUGUUGUUAAAAUUUAGGAAAAUCAUUAAGGAAGAAAUUAAAAAUAUUGGAGAAACAGAUGUCAGUGUGGAGAAGAAAAGGCCAGGGAGCCCUGCUGUAACCCUUCUCAUUAGAAAGCCUGAAGAAAUAUCUGUCGAUAUAAUCCUGGCUCUAGAGUCAAAGAGCAGCUGGCCUGCUAGCACUCAGGAAGGCCUGCCGGUUCAAAGUUGGCUUGGAACAAAAGUUAGGAACAAACUAAGACAAGAGCCAUUUUACCUUGUACCCAAGCAUGCAAAAGAAGGAAAUGUUUUUCAAGAAGAGACCUGGCGACUGUCUUUCUCUCACAUUGAAAAAAAUAUUUUGACUAAUCAUGGGACAUCUAAAACAUGUUGUGAAACAGAUGGAGUAAAAUGUUGCAGGAAAGACUGCUUAAAACUAAUGAAAUACCUUUUGGAACAGCUGAAAAAGAAUUUUAAAGACAGAAAAGAAAUGGAUAAAUUCUGUUCUUACUAUGUUAAGACUGCCUUCUUUCACAUGUGUAGUAGAAACCCAAUGGAUAGUUACUGGGACCCCAGAGACCUGAGCCUCUGCUUUGAUGAUUGUGUCACAUACUUUCUUCAAUGCCUCAGGGUUGAAAUACUGAAGCAUUAUUUUAUUCCUAAAUUCAACCUUUUCUCUCAAGACAAAAUUGACAAAACAAGUAAAGAAUUUCUGUCAAAGCAAACUGGAUAUGAAAGAAAUAAUGGAAUUCCAAUUUUUGGCAAAUUUUAA